Yamadazyma tenuis ATCC 10573 is the source of this 2251-nucleotide messenger RNA. Its product is annotated as Zn(II)2Cys6 transcription factor. Gene Ontology annotation, biological process: DNA-templated transcription; regulation of DNA-templated transcription. Lineage: Eukaryota; Fungi; Ascomycota; Pichiomycetes; Serinales; Debaryomycetaceae. Gene Ontology annotation, cellular component: nucleus. The record is from RefSeq and is a predicted model, not a curated record. Gene Ontology annotation, molecular function: zinc ion binding; DNA-binding transcription factor activity, RNA polymerase II-specific; DNA binding.
GAACAUCCUCCUAAUGAACCGCAUUCCUGGUGCCAGCCAGUUUCGAACCACAAAACAGUCCAAAGUGGUGUCGUGUGUCCGCUGCUGCCAACAGAAACGCAAGUGCUCCCGAGAUCGGCCCUCAUGCCUGUACUGCGUGACCCACGGCCACAUUUGUAGCUACGUCAAUCCGGCUCAGAAACAAGUAUCUUCCACAAAACCCUCCUUUGACCUCACAUCGUGCUACCACAACGACCUUGCGUCCACCAAGGCCACCGCCGAUGAAGUCACAUCUUCCUCCAGCUCGACGGCGUCGCUGGACUCGGUGUUUUCGUCUAAGCAUGAGAAUUCAACACCACCCCAAAUCACUCCCAAAGCUCCUGCUACCGCCAGUUCGGUGCCAGCCAUCAACUGGUUGGUCAACCCGUCGACCGAAGAUGAACUGCUCUCUACACCUCCCAUGGAAUCACUGCCAGCUAGUCUGUGCCGCACCGUAGUGUCGACUUCGUCGCUGGUCCCGGUGGUGUUAUCGCCAGGCACAAAAAUUGUACCGCCAAUCAACUCGUUUUGGCCCAAAAGCUUGCCCAACACCUCCUGCUCUCCGGCUGACCCCAAGACACGUAUUAGCACAGGCCCAGCGUUCACAAAUGUAUUCAACUCGGCCCUCAACCAAAGUGCUCCUGCGAUGGUGGAAGACUUGAACUCGCUCGCUUCAUUUAUGCCGGAGAAAAGUUUGGCCGAUACGCUUUUUGCCCGGUUCAAGAGUUCCAUCCACCCCCUCAUCCCCAUAUUGGACUGGGAGGCUAUCUGCCCAAUUUAUGAGCGGUUUUGGAUCGAUAAGCUGGUGGACUUGUCGUUCUACAUCCAGGUGUUCACGAUUUUCUACGCGGCGUCGGUGUCGGAGUUUCAGGAGGUGUCGUUUCACAACUACAGCAACACCUCGGAGUACUCUGACCGGUUGAAGUACUUUGUGGGGGCGGCAGAGAUAGCAUUGGCCAUGAGUGGCUUUCCUCGGACUAUUUCGUUGAUCGGACUUCAGGCCUCGGUGAUUCUUCACUCGGUGGUGCGGAAUGAUUGCCGCUCUGACGACUGUGGUUCCAUAGGUACCUUGGUACGGUUGGCCCAGUUGAUCGAACUCCACAGAGAUCCGUUGAAAUACCAUAGAAUAGAAGACAAAAACGAAGCUCAGCUCAAAAGACUUCUUUGGUGGCAGAUCUACUAUCUUGAUACAACCACCGCGAUCUCUUCUCACUUACCUCCGAUUAUUACGGAGAACGAGUACGAUACGCUACUUCCCAAUGAGUACUACUUGGACCACAACGACAAGUUCAAGCUUGACCAGUCGCUUGCGUUUGCAAACGGGAAGUUUAGGUGGAUUGAAUGUUGUAACCGAAUGUUAAGAUUAUCGUUUAGUCUUCGUGCUCCAGAUUCAACUGCCAUUCAGAAGUUGGAGAAACACAUAAGCGACUUGUCUAUUCACUGUUCCUCAUUGAUUGAACGAAUGUUGAGUCCCGCUAAUAUUAAUCUUUCACAGGAAGCUUUUGUGAACUUCAGUGCGUCAGUGGUUUCGACCUUGCCUGACAGGUGUAAUAUUCUUUUGCAGGUACUUUUCACUGCGAAAGACGAACCUCCGCAAUCCAAACCUGAAAUCUCGUCCGUGUCAAAAGACAGCAUUCCUGCAACUUCUCGUAUGGUAGACAUCCAAGUGCACUUGUUACGAGAGUUCAUUCACCAUGGCUUGAUGCCCCAGAAUAUUCUCUAUUUGUGGGAAGUCCGCAAAUUCCAGCCUAUUCAAACUCUCCUUUCCUUGCUCAGAAACUUACUUCUUGAUAUCAAGCAAAUCAACGCCCAUAACACGCUACCUAGUGUCAAGAUGUUAAGAAACGACAAAAGAGUGAAGUGCAUCGAAGAUGCUGUGAGUAACCUUCUGUACUUAUCGAAGAAUACCACCAAAUUGUGUGAAGAGAGAUGGAAGUUUUUAAUCGACAUGAAGCAAUCAAUUUGGAAUAUCAUCUACGGCGAGACCGAGGUGGAUUCCUUAUACUUCUCAUCAACUCCUUCUGAAAAUGUGUUCUCGGAAACAAGUCUCAAUAAUGGUGCUCUGCCUGCGUACUGGGAAAAAUUCAACGAGGAAAUCAAUGAUUUCCAACAACUCAUAGAGGAUAACUUGAGUGUGAAGCUCUGGGAUGAGUCCUCAGGCCAUUUUUUUCUUUAAGUGUGUGUAUACUAAAUAGUGUAAAUUAUAUGUAGCGAUAACUUUUCGCAGCCAUUA